Molecule: messenger RNA, 1764 nt
Organism: Thecamonas trahens ATCC 50062
Lineage: Eukaryota; Apusomonadida; Apusomonadidae
Product: zinc finger CCCH domain-containing protein 59
Exons: 3
Coding region: 1-1764 (587 amino acids)
Biological process (GO): mRNA splicing, via spliceosome
Cellular component (GO): post-mRNA release spliceosomal complex
Molecular function (GO): RNA lariat debranching enzyme activator activity
Source: RefSeq, a predicted model, not a curated record
AUGUCGUCCUCCACCGACAUCAAAGUCAAAGUCCUGGUUGUGGGCGAUGUCGAUGGCAAGUACAAGACACUGCACAAGAAGCUGACCAAGAUCAAUGCCAAGUAUGGUCCCUUUGAAGCUGCUCUGGUCUGUGCCCCCUGCCCGGUCCUCGAUGGAUCGAUCAUCUUUCCCAUCCCGGUUUACAUUGUGGCGGCCGACGACUCAGGAGCAGACUACGUGCCGCAGGAGAUGUGGGCGGCAGGCGGCGAGCUCGCGCCGAAUCUGUUCUUUCUGGGCUCGCAUGGCGUCGUUUCGCUCGCCUCGGGUCUUCGCAUCGCUUACCUCUCGGGCCUCCACCGGUCGCCGCAAGCCUUCCACGGGCUCGAUGGCGCUCCGCUCCGCAAGCCCGAUGCCUACCCGAGCUACUAUCAGGUUCCGCAACUCGACGCCCUGCUGAUGACUGCGGCGCGGCUGCAGGCCAGCGGCGGAUUUCCGGGCGUCGACAUGCUGAUUGCGCCCGAGUGGCCUAUCAACUACGCUGUCGACGCGCAGGCCCCACCGCCCGGCCCUGGAUCGGCCACUCGCGUCACGCCGGCGCUCUCGGGCGUCCUCGCUGCACUCCGGCCGCGCUAUGUUGUCUCGGGCGGCGUGCCGGGCGCCUUUUUUGAAGCGCCGCCUGUCGCCAACGUCUACGCCCCGCAUGCGACUCGAUUUGUCGGCGUCGCCGCGCUCGGCAACAAGGGCAAGGCCCAGGCGCUGUACGCGCUCAACGUGACGCCGGUCAAGGCGCUGACGAUGGCCGAGGCUGCUGCCGAAGGCGGCGCGGCGCGGCCGUGGCCACACGCGCGCUACCCACAGCUGGACGCAGUGUUCGGGCCUGGUGCUCGGCCGAUCAAUCUUGCCGCCGUCGCGGCCUCGCAGGAGGCCUCUGCCCCGGCCUCGUUCUUCUUUGGCGGCGGGUCUGAGGGCAAGCGGACCAAGCCGAAUGGCGGUGGCAGUGGCGGGAAUCCGAACGCCAUCCCAACAGCCGUCCCGUCGCUGCGGAUCAUGCACAUUCCGCCGCCGCCGCGGGCGCCAGCGCCUGCUGCACCAGUGCAGAAGCGGCGUGUGCGGUCGCGGGCGCCGCGGGCGCCGUCGCGCCCGUGCUGGUUCUGCCUCUCGUCGCCCCAAGUCGAGCAGCAUCUAGUGGCGUCGGUCGGGACCGAGUGCUACCUCGCGCUGCCUAAAGGCGGCCUCUCGCCGGGCCAUGUCCUCGUCCUGCCCAUCGAGCACUACCCGAGCGGCGCCGGGCUCCCAGCCACCGUCCUCUCCGAGAUGGGCGUGUACAAGAAGGCACUGGCGGCGGCCGCUGCGCCGGAGGAGCUGGUCAUGUGGGAGCGGCAUCUUAUCACCAAGGGCACCUCGCACACCCACACCCAGGUUGUGCCUGUGGCGACUGGAAGCGCCGCAAAGCUUCGUGCAGCGUUUGCCGCCGCCGCUGCCGCUGAGGGCAUCGCCUUUACACCCGUGCCAGACGGGACGGCGCUGCCGGACAUUGACGGCGUCCACGAGUGGCCGUACAUCUUUGUCGAGUACGCUGACGGUGUCCGCGAAAUCUGCGUUCUCCGCGAUGGCGUCCGGGUUGGACUCACCUUUUGCCGCGGCGUCGUCGCCGCUCACCUUGGCAUGCCGGAGCGGACGUCGUGGAAGGAGUGCGUGGUUGGCGAGCAGGACGAGACGCAGCUGGCUGAGCAGUUUAUCGCGCGCUUUGCGCCCCACGAGCCGACGUUUGAAGACGCCGAGUAA